AUGAAGCAAAAGUUAGUGAUCAAGGUCUCAAUGAGCAAGGAAAAGUCACGAUCCAAGGCGAUGACGAUUGUCGUCGGCGUCCACGGCGUCGACUCGGCGGCCUUGGCCGGGCCGGAAAAGACCCAAAUCGAAGUCACCGGAGACGGAAUCGACUCGGUGUCUCUCGUCACUCUGCUUCGAAGCAAAGUUGGGUUCGCCGAACUGGUCAGCGUCGGCCCUGUAGAAGAGAAGGAGGAGGAAAAGAAGAAGCCGGAAGAAGAUUCCAAACCGCCGCCGUCUCCCGCCGUCUGGUCCUACGGGUACGCUGGAGGCCCGCCUCAUCACUACGUCUACCAAACGAGCCCUGCCGCCGGCGGUCACUAUUACAACAACAUUGACCCUUCUUGCGCCAUCAUGUAG
Molecule: messenger RNA, 399 nt
Organism: Linum trigynum
Lineage: Eukaryota; Viridiplantae; Streptophyta; Magnoliopsida; Malpighiales; Linaceae
Source: the annotation of a GenBank genome assembly